Messenger RNA from Herpailurus yagouaroundi (jaguarundi), 2970 nucleotides. RefSeq names its product H2B.K variant histone 1 (gene H2BK1). Gene Ontology annotation, molecular function: protein heterodimerization activity; DNA binding; structural constituent of chromatin. The record is from RefSeq and is a predicted model, not a curated record. Gene Ontology annotation, cellular component: nucleosome. The transcript is spliced from 2 exons. Bases 2568 to 2936 code for a protein of 122 amino acids. Lineage: Eukaryota; Metazoa; Chordata; Mammalia; Carnivora; Felidae.
AGUAACUCUCUCCUUCCUUUGAUUGAAAUUCUGCCUUUUCUUAGGCCAUUGCCUCACAACACACACAUCAGAACCACCUAGAAGACUCAUUUGGUAUCACAGGUCACCGGGUCUUGCCUCAGGGUUUCUGAUUCAGUAGGUCCGGGGUGAGACCAGGAAGUAAAACAUUUCCAACAUGUUUCCAGGAGCUGCUGAUGCUGCUUGUCUGGGGGCCGAACUUUGAGAACCACUCUCCUGGAACGUGUUUUUCAGGGUGGUCGGAGGCUCCCCUGCUGCAGCCUCUACCACAGCACUUGGGGCGGUGGGGGUGGGGGUGCUUGUUAAACUGCAGAUCCCCGGGCGCUGCCCUACUGAUGCCAUCUGGUGGGUGAGAGAGAUGAAACGGGAGUCUGCAUCUCACACGGGUUUGUGAGCCACCGUUCCUGGGUGGGAUGAGGACGUUUUGUUAUUUUGCCUGUUCUCAGCCUUAAUUUUUGUUAGCAUGAUCUAAUUUACUUCCAACCCAGAGCUCUGCGUGGUCUGUCUGAGCUUGACAAGCAUCCGCAGCCCUUGUUCACCAGGGACUCACCAGGGACACCAGUGCCCCUUCUUACUGGUGUGGCUUCAUCACCUCUGAGGCCUCAGCGGCCGGCCCUGUGGGGAAACAUACACAGCCGUGACUUUUCAGUGCUCAUUACAGUACAUCUGAGACUGUCAAACACCCAAAACAAAGUCCCAGGUGGUGUCCAGACCCCCAAGGAGCUCACGAUCUAAUGGGAAGCCAACGAUGACUAGUGAACGAGACCGGGCAUAAAUCAGAGGCUCAACUGUGACUUGUUGGGAAACACAGAAGGGUUCGGAAGGGAGGGAAGUUCUUGUGGGUCCGGAAAGGCAGGAUUGAUACUCUAACUUGAAAGGUGAGUAGGACCUCAGGCGGCCCUGAAGUCCAAGAGCGUCCCCGGGGGAAAAGGGACGCUAAGAGUGAACGUGACGUGAGAAGCCGCAGCUGAGCCCUGGACGGCCGAGGCCGGGGUGAGGCUAGGAGUCCUCCUCUGCCCUCCAGCCCUGAGCCUGGCUUUGUGGCUUCGUGCCUCUCGUGGGACCUGGAGCAAAAUAGCCUAAGUCUGUCUGCCCUGAGUAUCCAGAGACUUGGGUAGGGGGGAGGAUGGCCUCAAGAAUGAGCUGCUGGAAUGAGGGGAAUGGAGGUGAGAGCUUCCGCUUCUUCGGCCAAGGGAGCGCCCGGGUGUGUUGGCAGGAACUCGCUUUGAAAUCCCUCAGGGUCUCCACCAUAGCCUUGAGGUGCCGAGGCUUCAGAAAUGGAGGAAUCGAAAUAGGCUACAGGUUGUCUCUCCCCUGCCCCCCCCCAAAAAACAAGCCAAAGUUUCAAAAACUUGGAGGAUGCUUAAAAAGCCCACUGUAUACAAUCUCUCUACCAAGGCCUAAAAGUAGUGCUUUAUUGCAGAUUAUGAAUUGCCCCGCGGUCCUCUUAAACCUUAGCGUGCAAGAGGCAGCUGGAUGUUGGGAGGUAGGUGAAGAGGUGAGGUUGGGGAGGUGGGCGCCGCUCAGGCUUGCUCUCUCGCCCACUGACAGGUGAUGCUCGUCUUUGCUCCUCUGCCCCACCUCCUCUUGAUUGGGAAAACCCUCUUUCCCUCCCGGCCUGUGGUUCUCAUGUCGCACCAGGUUUCUGUAAUCACAAGUUCUCUUAAGAACCUGAAACGUGUUCACACAUAGGGGCAAAGCGAGAACUCCUCCGUUUAACAGCCGCCUUUUUCUUCCCUUUGCAGCUAACCUCCACAGGGAGCCCACGUCACCUGCUUUAUGGAGAGCAGACAGUGUUUCUCGGCUCUGGCUCCUCCAGUCCACCCCACCCGCUCCCUGCCGGGCCCUCCCAGCCUGUGGUUCCCUGCUGCCCACAUCUGGUCCGGGCUCGGGUUCUGCUCCAUUUCUGCCUUCCUUCCAAGCCUCACUGUACUCAGCACGCAUUGAUUCCACCCUGCUUUGUCUUUCUGGGGACCAGUUCUCCCCACUUAAACUGUGCCCACCCUACAAGACCAGCUUCAAAUCCCCACUCCUUCCGUGCAGCCCUUUGGCUCCUACAGCCCUCACUCGUUUUUCUUUUCUGAACUCUGUCCCUACACCCCCUCUUUAGUCCUUCCCUUGUCUGUUUCAUGCGAGUCACUCUUGCCUCUUUGGCUGUAUUGCAGGGCUCUGGGGGCGGGGGUGGGUGCCCUGUGUUUCUUCUGACACUCCCCUGUGUUUCGAGUCAGCUGAGCACAGUGGUUGCAGAGUGAUCUCGUGGCGUGGUCUGGUGGUGUGUGAACUCUUAACAAGUGUGUAAUACACUGGGAGAAGAUCGGGGGGGGGGGGAGGGCUUCUUAUUCAGAGAUAGGAAAUCGCUUGGGGGAGAGGCGGGAGCUAUCAGUCUCCUUCAAGAUUAACCCAGAGCAUGUUCUGGAUCGGGUUGGGCCAAGCUCCUCCCCGCCCACCCCCUCCACCCCAGGUGCUGGCCCCCAGCCCCACCUGGUGGGCAGCUGACCCCAUAAAAGUCCCCCAAGGAGCAGGAGGCGGCUGUUAGGAAGGGCAGGAGGAUGAGCGCAGAGCAUGGACAGCAGCAGCAGUCGGGGGGCCGGAGGGGCCGUAGUUCCGGCGAUAAGAAGUCCAAAAAGCGCAGCCGGCGCAAGGAGACCUACUCGAUGUACAUCUACAAGGUGCUAAAGCAGGUGCACCCUGACAUUGGCAUCUCUUCCAAGGCCAUGAGCAUCAUGAAUUCGUUUGUGAACGAUGUGUUUGAACGGCUGGCUGGCGAGGCUGCCCGGCUGGCCCAGUACUCGGGCCGAACCACACUGACCUCCCGGGAAGUCCAGACGGCCGUGCGCCUGCUGCUGCCCGGGGAGCUGGCCAAGCACGCCGUGUCCGAGGGCACCAAGGCCGUCACCAAGUACACCAGCUCCAAGUGACCCAGGACCUAACAUUAAUAAAGGGUGAACUGCU